Theobroma umbraticum is the source of this 1980-nucleotide messenger RNA. RefSeq names its product P-loop containing nucleoside triphosphate hydrolases superfamily protein. The record is from RefSeq and is a predicted model, not a curated record. Lineage: Eukaryota; Viridiplantae; Streptophyta; Magnoliopsida; Malvales; Malvaceae. Gene Ontology annotation, molecular function: ATP binding; RNA helicase activity; nucleic acid binding.
CCAGCAAACCUGAAGAUGGAGAAAACCCAAAAAUCGAGCAAAGAAAAAGAAGAAAAAAUGAGUGAAAAAUCAAACAGCAAAGGGUCAGAGAUAUUUGCUUCGUGUUCCUUCUCUAGCCUCGGCCUCCAUUCCACUUUGUGUGACCAACUCCGAGAAAGGCUGGGUUUUGAAGCUCCAACUCUUGUUCAAGCUCAAGCUAUUCCUGUUAUACUCUCUGGUCGACAUGUACUUGUUAAUGCAGAAACGGGGUCUGGCAAAACAAUAGCGUAUUUGGCUCCUAUUGUUCAUCACUUGCAGGGUUAUAGUCCUCAAAUUGAGCGCUCUCAUGGUACUUUUGCGUUGGUCCUUGUACCAACGCGUGAGUUAUGCAUGCAGGUGUAUGAGAUUCUGCAGAAGUUAUUGCAUCGUUUCCAUUGGAUUGUUCCUGGUUAUGUAAUGGGUGGUGAAAACAGGAAUAAAGAGAAAGCCAGGCUGCGUAAAGGCAUUUCUAUUCUUAUUGCAACUCCUGGGCGCCUGUUGGAUCACUUAAAACAUACAUCAUCUUUUGUGCACACAAGAUUGCGUUGGAUAAUCUUUGAUGAAGCGGACAGAAUUCUGGAAUUAGGAUUUGGAAAAGAUAUUGAAGAGAUAUUGGAUCUUUUGGGUUCUAGGGCAAAUGAAUCUGCUCACAAGGGAAAAUCCUCUGAAUUUCAAAGACAGAAUUUGCUAUUAUCAGCUACAUUAAAUGAAAAAGUAAAUCAUCUUGCCAAAAUCAGUUUAGAAAAUCCUGUUAUGAUUGGUCUUGACAACACAAAGAUGCAAAAUCCAUCACUUGAUCAAACUAGAUCUUUGGGAUCUGAUGAGGAUGAAGAACUUGAUAACUCAAGCAAGUUAGUAAGUUCUUCAAGUGGAGACUAUAAGCUUCCAGCUCAAUUGUUUCAGAGAUAUGUUAAAGUACCCUGCAGUUCCCGGCUUGCCAUGCUUCUUUCCUUUCUGAAGCAUCUUUUUGAGAGAGAAGCUUCCCAAAAGAUUGUGGUAUUCUUUUCAACAUGUGAUGCAGUAGAUUUUCACUAUUCACUGUUGAGUGAAUUCCAGUGGUCACCCUACUCGCAAUUUGAAGCAGAACUUAAGCAGAAGUUUCUGAAAUGCAAAACUUUUCGGUUACAUGGGAAUAUGAAGCAGGAAGAUAGACGAACCACCUUUAGCGCCUUUAAAACAGCAAAGUCAGCUCUUCUUGUGUCUACAGAUGUUGCUGCAAGGGGCUUGGAUUUUCCGAAAGUUAGAUGUAUCAUACAGUAUGAUUCUCCAGGGGAGGCUACAGAAUAUGUACAUAGAGUAGGUAGGACUGCUCGGCUGGGUGAAAGAGGAGAAUCCUUACUAUUUCUACAGCCAAUAGAAGUGGAUUACUUGCAAGACCUUGAGAAACAUGGUGUGUCACUGACAGAGUAUCCACUCGUCAAAAUAUUAGAUUCUUUCCCAUUGCAUGGUCAAACGCACCGUGUCAAGAAGUUUGUUUCAUUAGAAUCACAUCCCUGGGUGGUAUCACUUCAGAAGGAACUUGAAUCAUAUAUUUUGUCUGGGCCAAAGAUCAAGAAACUAGCGAAGAAUGCAUUUUGCUCUUGGGUCCGUGCAUACACAGCCCAUCGUGGAGAUCUUAAAAGAAUUUUCAUGGUGAAGAAACUUCACUUGGGGCAUGUUGCAAAAAGUUUUGCAUUGAAAGAGCAGCCAUCCUUGGUUGGAAAAUCAUUCCAAAAUCAGUCGAAAAAGAGGAAGAGGGAUCAGAGGCAGAUGGGACUUCACAAAAAGAGGAAAAUUGCCAGUAAAACAGGAAUUUAACAUGAGAAAUCUGAUUGUGAAAUUGGUUAGAGGCUGAUGGUAAAGGUAGUAAGUUAUGUAACAAAUGGUGGAUAUACAAGCUGUCAUCAUUAGAGCAUAUUCCUAUCUCUGACCUUCACCACCUUGUAUGAAACUGAUGAAGUGCUUGUAUUAUUGUUCUUUUAA